This is a messenger RNA of Tupaia belangeri chinensis (Chinese tree shrew), 3235 nucleotides long. Its product is annotated as tetratricopeptide repeat protein 30B. Bases 285 to 2282 code for a protein of 665 amino acids. Gene Ontology annotation, biological process: intraciliary transport. Gene Ontology annotation, cellular component: intraciliary transport particle B; axonemal microtubule. The transcript has a single exon. Gene Ontology annotation, molecular function: intraciliary transport particle B binding; protein binding. The record is from RefSeq and is a predicted model, not a curated record. Lineage: Eukaryota; Metazoa; Chordata; Mammalia; Scandentia; Tupaiidae.
CCAGCAUGCACCACGGAAACGGAUGAACGGAGGCGCGACUAAAACGGUGCAUGCCGGGAUCUAGAGUCCCCAUCUCUUAACAGACGGAAUAAGUUCAGAACGGCUCCGUGAUUAACAUCGCUCCUCAGUCGGUCUUCCAUGAUAUCACACGUUGCGGGAUACACGCCACUGAUUCUUUUUUAUUCCUACCGUUUUCCAACGCCGCAUAUUACACACUGGAGAGACGUCCGCUUCCGGUUGUCUCGUUGCCGUGGUAACGAGCACGCUCAACCAUCUUGGCGGUUAUGGCGGGCCUGGGCGCCACGCACAUCCCUGACGGGGAGUUCACCGCCGCGGUGUACCGGCUCAUCCGGGAUUCCCGCUACGCAGAGGCGGUGCAGCUGCUGGGCGGGGAGCUGCAGCACAGCCCCAGGAGCCGCGCCGGCCUGUCGCUGCUCGGCUACUGCUACUACCGCCUGCAGGAGUUCGCGCUGGCCGCAGAGUGCUAUGAGCAGCUGGGCCAGCUGCACCCGGAACUGGAGCAGUACCGCCUGUACCAGGCCCAGGCCCUGUACAAGGCCUGCCUCUACCCAGAGGCCACCCGGGUGGCCUUCCUCCUCCUGGACAACCCUGCCUACCAAAGCCGGGUCCUCCGCCUGCAAGCCGCUAUCAAGUACAGUGAGGGCGAUCUGCCAGGGGCCAGGAGCCUGGUGGAGCAGCUACUGAGUGGGGAAGGGGGAGAAGACAGUGGAGGUGCGAAUGAGCCGGAUGGCCAGGUCAACCUAGGUUGUCUGCUCUACAAGGAGGGACAGUAUGAAGCUGCGUGUGCCAAGUUCUUUGCUGCCCUGCAGGCCUCAGGCUACCAACCUGACCUUUCCUACAAUCUGGCUUUGGCCUAUUACAGCAGUCGCCAAUAUGCCUCAGCUCUGAAACAUAUUGCUGAUAUUAUUGAGCAUGGUAUUCGCCAGCACCCAGAGCUAGGUGUGGGCAUGGCUACCGAGGGCAUUGAUGUUCGAAGUGUGGGCAACACCUUAGUCCUCCACAGCACUGCGCUGGUGGAAGCUUUCAACCUCAAGGCAGCCAUAGAAUACCAACUGAAAAACUAUGAGGUAGCACAGGAAACCCUCACUGACAUGCCACCUAGAGCAGAGGAAGAGUUGGACCCUGUGACCUUGCACAACCAGGCACUAAUGAACAUGGAUGCCAAGCCUACAGAAGGGUUUGAAAAGCUACAGUUUUUGCUACAACAAAACCCCUUUCCCCCAGAGACCUUUGGCAACCUGUUGCUGCUCUACUGUAAAUAUGAGUAUUUUGACCUGGCUGCAGAUGUCCUGGCAGAAAAUGCCCAUUUGACAUAUAAGUUCCUCACGCCGUAUCUUUAUGACUUUUUGGAUGCAAUGAUCACUUGCCAGACAGCUCCUGAAGAGGCUUUCAUUAAGCUGGAUGGCUUAGCAGGGAUGUUGACUGAGCAGCUCCGGAGACUCACCAAACAAGUACAGGAAGCUAGACACAAUAGAGAUGAUGAAGGUAUCAUAAAGGGAGUAAAUGAAUAUGACAAUACCCUUGAGAAGUACAUUCCCGUGUUGAUGGCACAGGCAAAAAUUUACUGGAACCUUGAAAAUUACUCAAUGGUGGAAAAGAUCUUCCGCAAAUCUGUGGAAUUCUGUAAUGACCACGAUGUGUGGAAGCUGAAUGUGGCUCAUGUUCUAUUCAUGCAGGAAAACAAGUACAAAGAAGCCAUUGGAUUUUAUGAACCCAUAGUAAAGAAGCAUUAUGACAACAUUCUGAGCGUCAGCGCUAUUGUCUUAGCUAACUUGUGUGUCUCCUAUAUUAUGACAAGCCAAAAUGAAGAAGCAGAGGAGCUGAUGAGGAAGAUUGAAAAGGAGGAAGAGCAGUUGUCCUAUGAUGACCCUGAUAAGAAAAUCUAUCACCUCUGCAUUGUGAAUUUGGUGAUAGGAACACUUUAUUGUGCCAAGGGAAAUUAUGACUUUGGUAUUUCUCGAGUUAUCAAAAGCUUGGAACCUUACAAUAAAAAAUUGGGAACUGAUACCUGGUACUAUGCUAAAAGAUGUUUCCUGUCCUUGUUAGAAAACAUGUCAAAACACAUGAUAGUGCUUCGUGAUAGUGUGAUUCAAGAAUGUGUUCAGUUUCUAGAACACUGUGAACUUCAUGGCAGAAACAUACCUGCUGUGAUUGAACAACCCCUGGAAGAAGAAAGAAGGCAUAUGGGGAAGAAUACAGUCACAUAUGAAUCCAGACAGUUGAAAGCGUUGAUUUAUGAAAUUAUAGGAUGGAACAUCUAGUAAUGGCUGAUAAUGACUUUCUCUUAAUGAUUUCAUUAUCUCUACUUGGUACUGUGUUAUCUCAAGUCUCUUUCACCUUUACACUCAUUAUAAUUUGAAGUUUAUAGACCUUAAAACUAUAAUUAAGAUAAUUAAAUAUAGCUUUUUUUGUGAAACCUCACAGAUGAAAUAUUAUCAAAACCAAUUUGAACCCUCAUAAUUUAUAAAAUUCUCAAGUAGUAUAUUAAAAAUUUAAAUUUAAAUGAAGUUACAUCUUAUGGUUUGUAAUGCCUGUACUCCCUUUCCUUGUUAUCUACAGUGCUUUACUGUGUCUUGAGAGAACCCUGUAUGACAUGAUUCCUUUUCUAGGGAAUAGGCACUAUCAAAUCCAGAACUCAGAUAAAGUGUAGUGCAUCUGGGCUUUAAUAAUCUUCUGGGGGACUUUUUUUUUUCCAACUUAUCCUUAAAAUUAUACAGUGUAUAGGUUUUGCAUUACUUCUAGGAUGUUUCAGGGAGGCUUUCCAAUACACAUGUAAUGCUUUAUUUAAUAAUCAUUUUUUAAAAAAACCUUAUGUUUUAAAUGCAUUUUUUUCUUAGAAUAUCCAAGAAUUGGUUUUAAGUCCUGUGUCUGCACAGAAAAUGGUGCCAUAAAACAGAGACAAUGAACAACUGACAGUUUUUCCUGGAUUUCUUUUGCUCCAUUUUUUUAUUAAGUUGAAUAUAUAAGUAUAAACAAGCUGAGAUCUUAUUAUUUUCCUAACAGGUCAGUGAUUACUAAUAGAGUUAGUCUUAAAAUUCAGUUUUGACCCAGCCUGCUGGUGCAGUUGGUAGCAAACGACUGCAUCGCUGAAAGCUAUGUGGCCAAUGACAGGUUCAGAUUUCUCUUUCAUCUGAACACAUGCCAGCAUCUGGGUGACUAAGACCCUGCAAAAGUGCUUAUCUCCUCUUCUCUUUUUUCUCUUUUCUUCCCACCC